This is a messenger RNA of Carya illinoinensis, 768 nucleotides long. RefSeq lists its product as uncharacterized. NCBI's taxonomy places the organism in Eukaryota, Viridiplantae, Streptophyta, Magnoliopsida, Fagales, Juglandaceae. The coding region runs from base 1 to 768 and encodes 255 amino acids. The record is from RefSeq and is a predicted model, not a curated record. The transcript has 2 exons.
AUGACAACCAUUUGUGUCAAGCAUUUAUAUGCCAAUUUUCGAGAUGCUAGCCACAGGGGUGUGGAUCUGAAGGAGAAAUUGUGGCAAGCAGCCACAACAUACACCAAAAGGGACUUCGGAGUUGCUAUGGAGGAGCUAAAAGCCCUCAGUCAGCCUGCAUAUGACUACUUGAAAGUCAUAGACCCAUCACAAUGGACUAAAUCAUCGUUUAACACAUUUCCAAAGUUUGACCUGGUAGUGAAUAAUCUCAGUGAAUGUUUCAACGCGUAUAUUCUGCAAGCACGAGAUAAGCCAAUUGUGACUAUGGUGGAGACCAUACGGAAGAAACUGAUGAGGCGGUAUCAAUUGAAAAGGGAAGUAAUUGAUAAAUGGGAGAAUACAAUCACACCUUGGAUAGUUGCAAAGUUUGAACUUAUGCAUGACCUGUCCAUCUAUUUUACUCCAACAUAUGCAGGAUGUGGUCAGUUUGAAAUCCAUAAUGCUAGCAGGCAAUAUGUGGUUGAUUUGGAAAAGAGGACCUGCUCGUGUUUGAGAUGGGACAUGACAGGUCAUUUCACAACCUCAAAUGUUAGAGCCUUCAUAGCCUUAAUAGCCAAUAACCCAAUCUAUGCAGAGGAUGCUCUACUGGAGUCGCCUUCACACCCAGAAUGGAAAACAAGUCCUACAGGCCAAACUAAUCAACUGCAAGCUCCUGUGGGUCGUGUAAAGAUGUUGGCCAAACAACAACCCAGCAAGCAGUCUGCAAGACUUAUGGGCCACCACUCAUAG